Messenger RNA from Racocetra persica, 184 nucleotides. Lineage: Eukaryota; Fungi; Glomeromycota; Glomeromycetes; Diversisporales; Gigasporaceae. The record is from the annotation of a GenBank genome assembly.
UAGUUUUGUAACACCUAAUUUUAGCAAUAAUUUGGCUGUUUCGAGAAACCAUAAACUUUUUGACUCUACAAGCGAUACGGUAUUUGAUUCUACUUUUAGUAGUGACGAAGAAAUCUCUAGAAAUAUUCAAUUAUAUACUGAUACAUUAAAAUCAAACACACCUGUUAUAAAAACUACAGAUUGA